Molecule: messenger RNA, 957 nt
Organism: Paramecium sonneborni
Lineage: Eukaryota; Ciliophora; Oligohymenophorea; Peniculida; Parameciidae
Source: the annotation of a GenBank genome assembly
GUCAUGCAUUGGUUUAAAAAAUCAGAAAAAGAUAUCAGAAAUGAAAGAAUUUAAAAGGCUACUUCAUAAGAAUAAUAUAGAAUGCCUUGUCCAUUAGGAGAUAUUAAGUGGGAUGAAGAAGGUAUGAUUGAAUUUAGUGGUGUUUAAAGAAAUACAACAAUAAAACUACAUACAUAUAGAUGUUUUACUAAACCAAAUUAAACUCCAAAAUCUAUCACUAUCUUUUUUCAUGGAUUAAAUGAACAUCUUGGAUUAUAUGCUCAUAUAGCUUAAGCAGUGAGUAAAGAAGCAAACAGUGUAUGUGUAGGUUUUGAUUUUAGAGGAUUUGGUAAAAGUUAAGGGUUAAGAGGGUGGCUUGAAUCACAAUAAUAACAUUUGGAAGAUUGUACAAGAUUUAUUUAAUUAAUUAAACAAUUAUAUCCAGGAACAAAAUUAUUUGCAUUAGGAUAAUCAUUAGGUGGUUUAACAUCAUACCUUUUAGGUAUAAAUGAUCAUGUUCAUGGAACUAUUUUAAUCACACCUGCUCUAAUGGAUAAUUAUUAUAAUAGACCUUAUUUAAAAAAAAUGGCUAUCUUAUUAGGUAAAUUCAUUCCUACUUGGUCUCCCUUUCCUGCUUCAUUCCAAAAUGCUUCUAAAAAUCCAUAGAUUAUAGAAGAUAAUAUCAAUGAUCCUUAUAUAAAUUAAAAUUCUACUUUACCAGGCACAGCUAGAGUUUUAUUAUAAAUGAUGAGAGAAGCUCCAAAUUCUUUUAAAAAUUUUUCAAAACCUUUCUUGAUUAUAGCAGGAGGUAUGGAUUAAAUUAUUGAUCCUGAUGUUGGACAUGAACUUAUUAAAUAAAGUCCUUCAAAUGAUAAAGAACUCAUUUAUUAUGAAAAUAUGUGGCAUGAUUGUAUAGCUGAAUAAGAAAUCCUUGAAAUUAUUCCCAAAAUUGUUGAAUGGAUUAAUAAAAGAUAAUGA